AUGUCAUGGUUGGCUCGAUCAAUCGCCAACUCCCUGAAUCUCGACGACGACACAAACGACGUCGUUCCACCUCCUAAUCGAGAUCACUCCACUGACAAUCCAAAAUCGGAAAAUCAUCAACAAACAGAAGAUUCAUCUUCACCGACAUCGCCUUCACGUGGCGUUAAAGAGGAUCUGUCGGAGCUAACUAAAACACUAACCAGUCAAUUUUGGGGAGUCGCGUCAUUUCUAGCUCCACCGCCACAAUCCGAUUCGUAUAAGCCUAUUGAUAACUCCAAAUUGGAUCCGGAUGAGGAGGAAUCCGACCCGGCGGCGGGGAUCGUAGGUUUGCAGACUGACUUUGCUGAAAUCAGUGGGAAGUUCAGGAGCGGAAUAUCUUUACUGUCGAGUAAUAUGGCGGUGUCGGAAAUUACGAAAAUGGCGUCGAAUUUACUGCAGUUGGGACCGGAAGAGGAGGAAGAGGGGAAAGGCUUUGAUCUGGACAAAGGUGUUGUUGGUGUUACGGAAGAAGUAGUGGCUUUCGUAAGGGACAUUGCGAUGCGUCCUGAAACUUGGUUGGAUUUCCCUUUGCCCGAAAAUGCAGAUGAUGAAGGUUCAUUCAUGGUUGGGCUCUUGGUUCAAGCUCUAGUUGAGCUUGGGUGUGAAGGAGGUGUAAGAGUUUCAGAGGGUUCUGAAACUACUAUCUCUAUUUUUCUGCUACCUCCCACCAAUACAG
This is a messenger RNA of Solanum tuberosum (potato), 715 nucleotides long. RefSeq lists its product as uncharacterized. The transcript has 3 exons. The record is from RefSeq and is a predicted model, not a curated record. NCBI's taxonomy places the organism in Eukaryota, Viridiplantae, Streptophyta, Magnoliopsida, Solanales, Solanaceae. The annotation marks the transcript as partial.